AUGAACAAUUCAAGUAGAGAAGUGUCAAACAAUUUAAAGACACGAAUUAAAUAUAGUCAAAUUAGUACAGAUCAUAGAAAUAAUAAAAGUAGCAAUUUUACCAAUGCUUCACAUACUACUAUUAAUAAAAAUGUGAAUAAUAAUUAUAAAUUAAAUAAUAAAGAUAACAAUAUUAUUAAAAAAAAUGUCUGUGAAAAUAUUCAAAAUGAUGAUAAAAAAAAUAAUAAUAGAAAUGGAAAAAGAAAAAAUAUAGAUAACUGCCAAACCUCAUACAAUAACGAGUUCAAUACUAAUAAAAGAAGAGAGACAGAAAAAAAUAAAGAAUAUAUAAAUGACAAAAAUGAAAAAAAUGAUUAUGAUAAUGUCAAAGAAAAAAACGCUUAUGACAAUGUGAAAGAAAAAAAUACUUAUGACAAUGUGAAAGAAAAAAACACUUAUGACAAUGUGAAAGAAAAAAACACUUAUGACAAUAUGAAUGAAAAAAACACUUAUGACAAUAUGAAUGAAAAUUAUUAUUCGAUACUUGAUGAGUUAGGAAAAUCAGAAAAAGAAAUUUUUAAAUCUGUUAAAGAUAGUAUGGAUGAAAAUUUAAAUCUAGAAUUUUUACGAUCAACAAGUGAAAAUUAUAUUUACAAGGUUACAUCAAGAGGACCUGUUUGCUACUCAUCUACAUACAGAGAUGACAAAUAUAUUUAUCGACACAUUAUUUUAAGUGACAAUGUUAGACAAUAUGCUGAAAAAAAGGUAAGGAGAACUAAUGCAUUUUUAACAGAACAUUGUAUUAUUAAUGAACUUCAAAUAGAUAUAGGAAAGGGAUGGAAACAUUUUAUGAUAUAUGAUGGAAAAAUAAGAGAACUUAUUUUAAGAAAAGUUUUAACUGCAGAAGAUAAAUUAAGAAUGGCUGUUCAAAUGCAAAGAUUUAAUUAA
Plasmodium yoelii is the source of this 927-nucleotide messenger RNA. Its product is annotated as cyclin-dependent kinases regulatory subunit, putative. The transcript is spliced from 2 exons. Gene Ontology annotation, molecular function: cyclin-dependent protein serine/threonine kinase regulator activity. Bases 1 to 927 code for a protein of 308 amino acids. Lineage: Eukaryota; Apicomplexa; Aconoidasida; Haemosporida; Plasmodiidae. The record is from RefSeq and is a predicted model, not a curated record.